Molecule: messenger RNA, 1023 nt
Organism: Metarhizium brunneum ARSEF 3297
Lineage: Eukaryota; Fungi; Ascomycota; Sordariomycetes; Hypocreales; Clavicipitaceae
Gene: ANT1
Product: Peroxisomal adenine nucleotide transporter 1
Biological process (GO): transmembrane transport
Cellular component (GO): membrane
Molecular function (GO): ADP transmembrane transporter activity
Source: RefSeq, a predicted model, not a curated record
AUGGGAGCGCAGUCGAAACCCGAGAUUUCGGCCUGGGCCCGCGCGUCGGCAGGAGCUACGGGAGCUGUCCUCGCCAACGCCUUGGUAUACCCUCUGGAUAUUGUUAAGACCAGGCUUCAAGUGCAAGUUCGCCAAGACAAGACCUCGUUCGACUCGGACAGUCCGCAUUACACAUCAACUUGGGAUGCAAUUUCGCGAAUCAUGGCAGACGACGGAAUUCAGGGCUUGUAUGCUGGCAUAAAUGGUUCCCUUAUCGGUGUCGCAUCAACAAACUUUGCAUACUUCUAUUGGUAUACCGUUGCCAGGACCUUGUAUGUUAAAACAAACAAGACUCCUGGUCCACCGCCGUCGAUGGCUGUAGAGCUCGCUCUCGGGGCUGUUGCCGGUGCUCUCGCGCAACUCUUCACAAUUCCUGUGGCUGUAGUAACAACGCGCCAGCAAACGGCGCGAGCUGAUGAGCGUAAGGGUCUCUUGGCCACAGCUCGAGAAGUUAUUGAAGGGCCAGACGGCGUGUCCGGAUUAUGGCGUGGGCUCAAGGCCAGCUUGGUGCUCGUUGUCAACCCUGCCAUCACAUACGGAGCAUACGAACGACUCAGGACCGUUUUCUUCGACGGCAAAUCCACUUUACGGCCGUGGGAGGCAUUCCUUCUGGGAGCUCUGUCCAAGGCGUUGGCAACCAUCGCCACCCAGCCUCUGAUCGUCGCCAAAGUUGGUCUGCAAUCAAAGCCUCCACCGACGAGGAAAGGCAAGCCGUUCAAGAGCUUCAUCGAAGUUAUGCAGUUUAUCAUUGAAAACGAAGGACCUCUUUCACUUUUCAAAGGUAUUGGACCUCAGAUUUUCAAAGGCUUUCUCGUUCAGGGUAUUCUGAUGAUGACGAAGGAGAGGGUGGAGCUCUUAUUCGUCUUAUUCCUGCGAUACUUGCAAUCUCUUCGAUCAACUCAGCUACGCAAGGCUUCGGAUAUUGCAUCCUUGGCGGCGCAGCACACUUCUCUUAAUGUUUCGAAGCCACUUGCAACGUCGUAA